Bipolaris zeicola 26-R-13 is the source of this 705-nucleotide messenger RNA. RefSeq lists its product as uncharacterized. Lineage: Eukaryota; Fungi; Ascomycota; Dothideomycetes; Pleosporales; Pleosporaceae. The record is from RefSeq and is a predicted model, not a curated record. Bases 1 to 705 code for a protein of 234 amino acids. The transcript has 2 exons.
AUGGCGGCUCGAUAUCUUCUUGCUGGUAUCACAGCAGCGGGAUUGGCCUUUUGGUACGACUUCAAGAGCUGGCAGAGCACUGGCGGCACGCCACCAACGCUGCAAGGCUAUCUCAAGAUCCGGCGAUGGGGACUUUAUCUGCUCUACUCUCGACAAAAUCUUUUGGAUCCAUCGCCAAUUCCUGAUUCAGGAGAAUCAUACAUAGAUCCUGAAAAGGUCCCAAACAGACAGGGACCCCGGCCAGGACUUACGCGCUGGACUCUUCCUCAGCGCCAAGUCCCAGAGAACAUUACAGCAGGCGCAUCCGCUGUACUUCACAAUCUGAUGCAAGAGUUUGCCAGCACUGCGCCUUACAACGAGUACAUUGAGACCCGGCCAAGCAAAACGGAGGGUGGCACUGGCCCCGCUAUUUAUGUAAAAGAAGGUGUCAAGACCAUCAAUCCUGUCGCACACAAGAUCUUCUAUGAAGUUGCCCAUGUUCACCCUGCAGAAAACUCGCUGCACGUUUAUGUUAGUCCUCCGGAUGCGAAGCUGGUCAUGAAACGAGGCUGGGGCCAGCGUUUCCCUGUAACAUGGAUAGCACCGCCGAGCUGGAUCAUGGUGUACGCACCGAGAAACGAGGAUGAGGUUGAGAUUGUGCGAGAAAUUGUUAGAGCCGCCGUAUGCCAUGCCGUGAGCAUGAAUGUUGAUGAAGAUAUGGAAUGA